Scatophagus argus is the source of this 3782-nucleotide messenger RNA. It is a transcript of the gene uqcrfs1, whose product is annotated as cytochrome b-c1 complex subunit Rieske, mitochondrial. NCBI's taxonomy places the organism in Eukaryota, Metazoa, Chordata, Actinopteri, Scatophagidae. Bases 86 to 907 code for a protein of 273 amino acids. Gene Ontology annotation, cellular component: membrane. The record is from RefSeq and is a predicted model, not a curated record. Gene Ontology annotation, molecular function: 2 iron, 2 sulfur cluster binding; quinol-cytochrome-c reductase activity. Gene Ontology annotation, biological process: mitochondrial electron transport, ubiquinol to cytochrome c. The transcript has 2 exons.
AAGAAAAAGCAGCAGCAGCAGAAGAAGAAGAAGGAAGAGGAGGAGGCGGCCCACAAGGUCGUUGUAGUAGCAUUCAGCCGCGGAAAUGAUGUCUCUUGCUGCCCGGUCAGGGGUAUUGUCCCCUUACAUACAGGCCACGGCUUUUGUGGUCGCUGGCCCCCUGAAAGUUCUGGUACCUGGGGUUGUUAUAAAGGGAAAGGAGAUUUUAUUCAACCCGAAUAAACAGUUCCUGUGCCGCGAAUCGCUGAGUGGUCAAAGCCCAAAGACAGGGCCUGCUGUCACUGUUAGCAUCAAUGGUGGUGCGGGAGUCCGAUUUGCUCACACAGACAUCACAGUACCUGACUUCUCUGACUACAGGCGCCCAGAGGUGCUGGACCCCAACAAGUCCUCUCAAGAGAGCAGUGAAUCCAGAAGAACCUUCUCAUACCUGGUCACUGGCGCCACCACCGUGGUAGGCGUCUAUGCUGCCAAGACCGUUGUCACUCAGUUUGUUUCUUCCAUGAGUGCCUCAGCUGAUGUUCUGGCCCUGUCAAAGAUUGAAAUUAAGCUGAGCGACAUCCCCGAAGGCAAGAACAUGACUUUCAAGUGGAGAGGCAAACCACUGUUUGUCCGUCACCGCACAGAGAGGGAAAUUGCUACAGAGGCCAAUGUAAACAUUGCAGAGCUGCGAGACCCUCAACACGAUAAGGACCGUGUCAUUAACCCGAGGUGGGUCAUCGUCCUUGGAGUGUGCACACAUCUAGGUUGUGUGCCCAUUGCCAAUGCUGGUGACUUUGGGGGUUAUUACUGCCCUUGCCAUGGUUCGCACUAUGACGCCUCAGGCCGCAUCAGGAAAGGCCCUGCUCCCCUCAACCUAGAGGUUCCGUUCUAUGAGUUUCCAGAUGAUGACACUGUGAUUGUUGGAUAAAUAACACUGUCACACUGAGCUCGCAUUGUACAACAGGGAUAAUGCAGAGAAAUUAUAAUGGUUGCAUGUGGAAAUGUUUUUUUCUUUGCAGAUUCUCUCACUCCCUGUCAGUUUUCCCAAACAUUACAACAUAUGAUGGUAAACUUCUCUACCUGGUGUAUUUAAUGUAACAUAAUUACUAAACAGGAAGACAGCAAGUAGGAGCUACUGUGUUUUCUUUAUCCUAGGUUUUCUGAUAUUUAUCAUUGUGGCAUAUGGUAACGUCAGUUAAAUGGUAAACAUUUGGAAGAUAGCAUCAGCUCCAUAUAUGAUGUGGAAAUGAAAUAACACCUGCUUAUCCUAUAAAGUUUAUAGUGUCACAUCUAGUUAAUAAAGAAUUGUAUUUCCUUUGACAACCUGGACUCAACUUAGCCUUUCUUUGUUUAAAAUAAUGGCCAUGUCAAACAGUGAAAUACCAGUUACUGCCUCAUUGACUACUUGUUGCAGUGUCACAUUUAUAGCAGUAGUUUGGUGGUUACAUUCAUGUUGUGAUCUGAAAUUUAACACAGUUUCAUUUGAAGCUGAAAUGUCCAGUACAUCAGUCAAACAACAUCACUGUAAGAAUCACAGUAAAUACUGCUUGUUCAGUGUACAGUAUGUCACAAAAGUGAGUAUACCCUUCACAUUUUUGUAAAUAUUUUAUUAUAUCUUUUCAUGGAAGAGCACUAAAGAAAUGAAACUUUGCUGCAAUGUUAAGUAGUCUGUGUACAGCUUGUAUAACAGUGAAAAGCUGCUGUCCCUUCAAAAUAGCUCAACCCAUAGCCAUUAAUGUCUAAACUGCUGGCAACAGAAGUGAGUAUACACCUAAGUGAAAAUGUCCAAAUUGGGCCUAUUAGCCAUUUUCCCUCCCUGGUUUCAUGUGAUUCGUUAGUGUUACAAGGUCUCAGGUGUAAAUGGGGAACAGAUGGGAAAUAAAUUUGGCCUUAUCACUCACGCUCCUCGUACUGGUCACUGGAAGUUCAACAUGGCACCUCAUGGCAAAGAACUCUCUGAGAAUCUUAAAGAAAGAAUUGAAGCUCUACAUAAAGAUGGCCAGGGCUAUAAGAAAAUUGCCAACAUGCUGAAACUGAGCUGGUGGCCAACACUAUACAAUGGUUUAAGAGUAGAGGUUCCACUCAGGCCUCACCAUGAUCGACCAAAGAAGUUGAGUGUACACGCUGAGCAUUAUAUCCAUGCGUUGUCCAUGGAAAAUAGACGUAGGAGUGCUGUCAGCAUUGCUGCAGAGGUUGAAAGGGUGGGGGGUCUGUCUGUUGGUGCUCAAACUAUACAUCGCACACUGCAUCAUAUUGGUCUGCAUGGCUGUUGUCCCAGAAAGAAGCCUCUUCUAAAGUUGAUGCAGAAGACAAGCAGACUAAGGACAUGGAUUACUGGAAUCAUGUCCUGUGGUCAGAUGAGACCAAGAUCAACCUAUUUGGUUCAGAUGGUGUCAAGCAUGAGUGAAGGCAACCAGGUGAGGAGUACAAAGACAAGUGUCUCUUGCCUACAGUCAAGCAUGGUGGUGGGAUUGUCAUGGUCUGGGGCUGCAUGAGAGCUGCUGGCACUGGGGAUUCCAGUUCAUCGAGUGAAACAUGAAUGCUAACAUGUACUGUGACUUACUCAAGCAGAGCAUGAUCUCUUCAGAAACUGGGCCGCAGGGCAGUAUUCCAGCAUGAUAAUGACCCCAAGCACACCUCCAAGUCGACCACUGCAUUGCUAAAGAAGCUGAGGGUAAAGGUGAUGGACUGGCCGAGCAUGUCUCCUGACCUAAACCUUAUAGAGCAUCUGUGGAGCAUCCUCGAACGGAAGGUGCAACAGCGCAAGGUCUCUAACAUCUACCAGCUCCCUAAUGUCAUCAUAGAAGAGUGGAAGAGGAUUCCAGUGGCAUCCUGUGCAGCUCUGGUGAACUCCAUGCCCAAGAGGGUUAAGGAAGUGCUGGAAAAUAAUGGUGGUCACACAAAAUAUUGACACUCUGGGUUCAGUUUGAACAUUUUCCCUUAGGGUUGUACUCACUUUUGUUGCCAGCGGUUUAGACAUUAAUGGCUAUGUGUUGAGUUAUUUUGAAGGGACAGCAAAUUUUCAUUGUUAUACAAACUGUACACAGACUACUUAACAUUGCAGCAAAGUUACAUUUCUUUAGUACUCUCCCAUGAAAGGAUAUAAUAAAAAUAUUUACAAAAAUAUGAAGGGUGUAUUCACUUUUGUGACAUGGUGUAUGUGUUUACCUUCAUUGAAAUUCUUGAUUAGAAAUGAAGUAGACAUUUGGGACAUUUUGUACAGCAAAGAUGCUAAAAUAAUCAGCGUCUUUGCUGAUUAAAUAAUCAUAGUAGUAAAUUAAAUUAGUAGUAUACUUUUAUUUUUGUGGCACAAUAGUAUAUUAUAGUUUUGGUUUUAUUUUUAUCUGUUUGUAUUUAAGAAAUACAAUGGAAUGACUGAAUGACUGCAGUAAAUGACCCUGUAGGGACAGCAAGAGGACCUCUGGUUGAAUUUUCCUCCCAUCCUUAAUAUCUCAAGAACACACUAAGGAAAUUUAAUUAGAAAUGGUACAAAGUCCACUUGGACUGAAGGAUGAACAGAGUGCAUUUUGGUGGUACAAUGUCACCAUUGUGCUUACAAAACAUGUUUUUGGCCAUGACUCAAGACGUUAAAAGCAAAUUAUGACAAAGCAUCACAGAAAUGUCUUAUAUUUGUAAAAAAUAUCAUGGAGUGAUGACAUUUUAUACCCAAAAUGUGACCAUAUGUCAUCUUUAGUCCAAUACUGAAUUGGUGACACUAAUCCAGUAUUGGUCUGCAGAAACCCUUUCAUGUUCUCCUCUUCUUUCCCAUUCUCUCUGUCUAGCUAUCUAUCUAAGAAAAUAAA